This is a messenger RNA of Phytophthora sojae, 1345 nucleotides long. RefSeq lists its product as hypothetical. Gene Ontology annotation, cellular component: Golgi apparatus. Gene Ontology annotation, molecular function: alpha-1,3-mannosyltransferase activity. The record is from RefSeq and is a predicted model, not a curated record. The transcript has 3 exons. The coding region runs from base 1 to 1260 and encodes 419 amino acids. Gene Ontology annotation, biological process: protein O-linked glycosylation. Lineage: Eukaryota; Oomycota; Peronosporomycetes; Peronosporales; Peronosporaceae.
AUGAUCAUGGCGGCCGUCAUGACCGGCUACGUGGACACCAGCAGCAACGGCGCCAUCCACCGCUUCGUCUUCAAGCAGCACGCGGACGCCGUCGUGUCGUGGGCGCCCCACCCGGACACGUCGUUCUACCGGCGGGGAGAACGGUUCGACCUCAACGUCACCCGUGACCGAGCAGUGGUCAUGUGCAUGCACGACGGAGUGCUGGCCAUGGGCGUGUCACUCAUCCGAGAGUUGCGGUGUCUGGGCAAUGAAGAGCUCAUCCAGAUCUACCACUGUGGUCCGGACGAGCUGUCGGAGAGCUCGAGGGACGUUCUGUUCACCAUUGACAACCGACUGGAGCUCGUGGACGUGUGCUCGGACCUGGUUAGUCGCCAAGUGAUCAGCGCGAACAUGUCGAGCAACUUCAGGAGCUGGUGGAUCAAACCGCUGGCUGUGUACCAUACCGACGUGCGUCACGUGAUCCUAAUGGACGUGGACGACAUCAUCAUCAAGGACCCUGCGACUCUGCGUGGCCUGGAGGGAUACACCGCGACCGGCACGACCUUCUUCUACGACAGAGUGCACGAAAAGUGUAACGAGUUUGUCAACGGUGACGACGACAACCAAAAGUAUUUGCCCAAGCUGUUCACCACGUUUGACUACGAGCGCUUCAAUGUGACGGGAGGCGAAAACCCGUCGGAGCAAGAACGCGCGGGACAAACGGUCAUGGAUAUUAUGCUGUGGUUUAUCACGGAAGAGCGCUUCCGGUUCCGGUACUCUUUCGGUGACAAGGAAACAUUCUGGCUAUCGUUUGAGAUGGCGCAUGUACCGUAUUCGUUCUCGCCUUGGGGCGUGAGUGUGGUGUCUUCGUGGCCCAACAAGGACGCUGAGAAACACCCGGACUCGCUAUGCGGCAGCAUUUUGCAGUAUCUGCCAGACAGCAGCGACGAUGCUCAGAUGCUGUACGUCAAUGGCAAGGCGUUGCUGGAUCCGUUCCCAGAGGGCGUGGAUAUGGUGACCAAGGCGCGCUCGAACAACAUGUUCAACACGUUUCCGAAGCUCAUGACGCCGCGUCAGGAACGCCAAGUGCUGAACAAAACGGGCAAGCCUGCGUUCUACAGCGAAUGCCUCGUUGGUUUGGGUGGAAUCCCGCUACCGCAAGAGUUCGCUGGCCACUUGCUGCGUCGACGGUUGUUCUACUUGGGUGCGACCACAGGUGUGCUAGGAUCGCUUCAACACUGCGAAACCUACGAGAUGCGACGCCUAUUACUUGAAGUGUAAGCUCAGCCAACGACGCGCCCCUAGUGUAAUGGUGCCGUUCCACCGCCGUCUGUAAACAAUUGAACUCUCCGUAUGUCUAAGAAAU